AUGUCGGCAUUGGUGCUAGAAGGUAUAACUCUGGGACAAAAACAUGAGAAUUAUAACAUACUCGUAAAUACAGCUUCAGCCAACGAAAAAUUAAAAUUGAAAAGCAUUGAUUACGAUGAUAACGACAUCGAUAAUUUAUUUAAAAUAGAUGUUGCGUGUUUACGGCAAGACGUGCGUUACUUGAUAGACAUAUUGAAAUGUAGCGACAUGUUCUACGUGUCCUACGCGCUUCGGCAUUCCGAAUGGCUCUUCUCCGAUGAUCACUAUGCGCACAUAAUCAACCCAUCUUACUUACAUCAAGAGCUAUUCCCCAAAAUGAUCAAAAAAGCGCAAAAUAAACUACUCCAUUCCAUAAGACUCAAUCUGAGAAAUGCUAAGCGCGUUGACGAAUUUUUCAAUUAUUUUAAAUCAAAUUUCGAAAUUGCCCAAAAAUGGUUACCUCAUUGUUCUGAAACUCUUAUUAUUAGUAUCGUGAAAGAAGAAGGAAAAAAAAUAAGCGUUAGUAUAAUGCAUCGUUUGUGCAGAAAGUCAUUGGCAAUUUUAAAAACUUGUUGUGAAACGUGUCCUUCAGACCUUUGGCUAAAAAGUGGUAAAUCAUUAUUGUACACCGAUAUAAAAGAAUAUUUGGAAAUCCUGAAUUCUGUUGAAGAGAUGUAUAUACCUCAAUUUGGGAAAAAAGCUACACGUUUUUUGAUGGAUAAAUAUCCAGAGGUGAUUCAAGAGAAUUUUCACAAAUAUUGUUACAUAAUUGACAUACCUGAAUUUGCGAAACAUUUAAAAGUUAAAGAGAUAAAAACUUUUUUAACAAAACAAUUACACAGUGAUAGAGAUAAAAUACGUUCAUGGUGUAAGUAUAAGUAUAUGAAACAUAUAGUUGAACGCAUACCAAUGGAAGAACGGUUUCAAGUUGUACAAGAAUUAUUUUUGAACAGUGAAAAAGAAACUAUUAUAAGUGAUGAUAAAUCUGAAGUUAAUGAUGAGACAAAGGAGAAUUUUUAUUCGUGGUAUCGUUAUGUUCCUUUCGAAAUCGCUAUUCAUAAAAUAAAAGGCACAAUGAUAGAUUUAUCAUCCACAAAUACCAUUAUAGACGCAAGUAUUCGUCCGUGGGCUAUCAGAGUACUAGUGACAUGUGCUGCUGGGAAUAUGCAACAUAUACAGACACUACUACGCUGCUACCAAGAGGAUCACACUAAAAGUAUUUACGAUGAACAUAUAAGCUUAAUCUUAGUAAGGGUCACAAAAACAUACAAAUAUGAUGAAACUACGUGGAAUAUGCUGAACAAGAUUUUCCUAAAUAUGGGUAUUUAUGACGAUAGACAGAUAAUUGACCCAACCAUUUACAAUUACUGUAUUCCAGCUAUUAUUUUACAUAACAUUCUUCAUGAUCAACGCAUACCUGAAGUUAUAGAUAAGAAAAUAUCAUUAGAUUAUUUUACAAAUUACCAUCAAAAAUUAGCACCUGAAGAAAGCGAUAAGGUGUUUACAUACUUGUAUAAACACGUAUUAAGAAAAUUAUCUAAUAAAGAAAUUGAAAAUAUAAAUGAUUUGGUUACUUUGAUUAAUAUAUGCGACGAUUUCCUCAGAUUUUUGAAGACCUGGAAUAAAACCAUCGAAAAGUUUCCAUCAGUAAUGGAUAAAAUUCGUGAGUUAGUAAAACUCAUAAAAGAUAAUUCAUGGAGCACAGAUUCUCUUGUUUGCAGUGCAUUUACUAAUUUGUAUAGAAAACACAACAGUGUUAAAAAACAAUUCUUUGUAGAUUACUUGGUCUUAUACCAGAGUGAUCAAACUUAUCUAAACACAUUAAAAUAUUAUCCAGAUAUAUUAAUAGGAGACCAGACCAAGAUUGAAAUGAUAAUUGCGAACGACACACGAUCGUUGCGACGAACACUGGGCAAGCUGCGGGUCUACUGGCCAAGUUCCAUAGUUGAGCCGUUAACCGACUUAUGUUUCACGAGAUUGCUUCAAACUACGAAUAACAAAGCCUGUAUAGAAAGCCUCUUUAUUCUGCUUCCUCGCAGGGAAUCUUUGAAACUUAUAGAAAAAUAUGUACCAACAGUUGAUAAAAUAAAUUGGAAAGAGGAAACUAGUACUAUACCAUUUAACAUAAGGAAAAAUAUUUGUCGAUGUAUUCAUCUAUUACGCCCCACGGCUAGUCUCGAUACUGUGUUUUUGUACACAAAAGGAGAUUACUUUAGGUUUACAGGUUCGCUAUUUUACGAUAUUCUCCUUACUACACGGUACGAUCAAGCUUCUACAAACAUAUUAAAUUUUUUAGUGGAGCCUGGUGGUAUUCAGAAGCUAGGAAUACGAUAUUUAUUAAAAAAUUUAGAAAUAGAAGAAGUUAAAAGAAUUAUCCUAUCUGUAUGGAAUGAAGCCUGCCAUUCUGUAAAAUGUGGUUUAUUCAAACACACUUAUAAACUUUUAAUAAGAGAAGAAGAACAAAAAAUGAUAGAAAAAAUUUGGGACCUUUUAAGUUUAUUGUUUGAUAAUUUAACCCCAAAAUUUUAUGCAUCUGUCAAAACAAAAGCAGACAAGUUUAGUAAGGUACCCAAACUUGUGAAGCAUAAAUUUUACAUGAAAUGUUUCCAAUAUUUGAAAUCACACCCUUUGUCGAAGACGAGAGAAUUGUUCGAGGAAUUCUUUUCAUACAUGAGAUUUAACGUUGAAGUAUUCGAGAUUAGUUUUAUGGAAGAAGUAUUGGUAGAUGCCAUUGAUAACUAUUUAAUUGAUGAGAAUUAUUAUACUGGUAACUGUCGUGAUGAUAUUUUACGAGCGUUUACAGGAUAUUUGACGAUCAAUGAUAGUAUUGAAAGUCAACAAAUAAAAUUUGAGAAAAUGUUUCUGCCAGUUUUGAAACGUUUUUCAACAGUGUGGCAGGAUCACAGAGAGAAGUUUAAGAAAGUUUUGGAAAGCCUUUCCUUAAAUGUUUCAAAGCGAUUAUUAAAAACUCAAAAAUAUGUUGUUCCAACGCAUUUAUUCAAAAAAAUACAAACCAGCAUUACGGAAUCAUUCUUAUUGGAAAAAGAAUAUAAUAUAACAACACUUUGGAAUAUUACAGUGAUAUUUAUAGAAUUGCUUGAAAAAUUUUCUAAUACUGAAAAAUUCCUUAGCAUUUGUGAAACCAUGGAUCAAGGUAAAUAUUAUCGUUACCAAUACGAGUGUCCUGAGUUUGGAGAAAUUUAUUCUUGUAUAGCACCAGAAUUUGGGAAAGCUUGUUUAAAAUAUUUUGUACAAGAGAACAUAAUAUCCACGUAUCCUUUUCUUUGGCCGCUGGCAUCAAAAUCAAUGAUGGAUGCAUUUAUAUCGCUCAGUUUCCCAUACUCAGUCAUAAAUCAAACUUUAAAACAUAUGCUGCUUGAUGAAGAUUCUACAGAAAUUAAGGCAUGUUACCUUAUUGUCAUCGGAGUUGUUCGUUAUAUGUAUAUAAAUUCAGGGAACGGUGAAUACUAUUUUAGUUUUGAUGAGGAAUUGAAAAACAUGAUAUUGUCUCAUCCUUCAAAAGUCAUCAGGACGCACUUCCGUCAUUGCGAUUUGCCAACUACAGAUUAUUUUUAUGAAGAUACCAACUCUAAUUGGCGUCGUCCUGGCCUUAUGUAUCAAGGCGGUCCAAAUGAUUCAGAGACAUAUUAGACAGUCAAAUAUUUAUCAUAGAUACUCACAUAAUAUCUUGGAUAUUGGCAUCUACUGCGUGCAUAUGAGAUUUGUUUACAUAGAUUAAAACUGAUACAAUCUGUAUCUGUUACUUUGUUUUUUCUGUUUUAUCCAGCUGUCAAAAAACCAACUGGAAAAAGACCUGUUGACCAAACUAAUCUAUCUAACCACUGAGUAAAAGCAUCUUGAAGAGGAAAUACCUAUUUUAUUGCCCAACAAAGAGCAGCAAGAGGAGCACAGAGCGGAAAAUAUCUAAAGAACAAAUAAGUCUUUUUUUAGUAUUUAAUCAAUUUGUUUUUCGAAGAGUUUAUCAACUGUGAAAAUUAGACCAUAAGGUUUGAGUAGUUCUGUUUUACGUAUUAAUGCAAUGAUCACCUGCUUAAUAUGUCAAAGAAACAUACAUUUUUGUAUAAUAUAGUUUGCCAGGUUAUAUUGUAUCACAUUAAACUAAUAUUAUACAAUCUAAGUAUACAAAGUCAUAUGGUUAUUUAUCAAACAUGUAAAGAAGUGUAAUUGAAAAAAUACCUGAUCUUAUAUUUACUAUUACAAUAUUUUAAUUUGCUUCUUUCUGUUCGAGUACCCAUUAUCUGUUAUAGGAGUUACGUUUAAGUUGUAAAUAAGAAACCUGUUUUUAGCCUUAGUAUCCAAUGUUAUACUUAUUUUAGUACGAUAUUGUAACGCUGUUGGUUUGUAAAUAAAUAAGUCAAAAUAUUAUUCUU
Messenger RNA from Diatraea saccharalis (sugarcane borer), 4370 nucleotides. The record is from the annotation of a GenBank genome assembly. NCBI's taxonomy places the organism in Eukaryota, Metazoa, Arthropoda, Insecta, Lepidoptera, Crambidae.